Messenger RNA from Cebus imitator (Panamanian white-faced capuchin), 3520 nucleotides. RefSeq names its product perilipin 4 (gene PLIN4). The record is from RefSeq and is a predicted model, not a curated record. NCBI's taxonomy places the organism in Eukaryota, Metazoa, Chordata, Mammalia, Primates, Cebidae. The transcript has 12 exons. Gene Ontology annotation, cellular component: plasma membrane. Bases 107 to 3520 code for a protein of 1137 amino acids.
GCCCCAGACCCUAUAAGGCCAGGGAGCUGAGGGUAGAGCCAGCUGCCAGCCGGGCCGGUCCGUCCACUGUGGGACCCUGAGCAGUCCAGCUUCUCACGUUCUCACUAUGUCUGCUCCGGAUGAAGGGAGCCGGGAUCCCCCCAAACCCAAAGGCAAGACCCUGGGCAGCUUCUUUGGGUCCCUGCCUGGCUUCAGCUCUGCCCGGAACCUGGUAGCCAACGUACACAGCUCGACAAGAGCCCGGUCAGCCGCCAUCCCCGUGGGAGCUCCUACCGCUGAGGCUGCCCGACCACAGGCUGAGGUAGCCGCCCACCCAGAGCAGACAGCUCAAUGGACGGAGGAGCUGCAGCCUUCGGGAAAGCAGAUGGUGUCCGAGGCCAAAGACCUGGUGUGUUCCAAGAUGUCCAGGGCCAAGGACGCUGUCUCCUCCAGGGUGGCCAGUGUGGUGGACGCGGCUAAGGGAGUGGUCCAGGGAGGACUGGACACCACCCGGUCUGCACUCACAGGCACCAAGGAGGCGGUGUCCAGCGGGGUCACGGGGGCUGUGGACGUGGCUAAGGGCGCCAUCCAAGGGGGCCUGGACACCUCAAAGGCUGUCCUCACUGGCACCAAGGACACGGUGUCCACUGGGCUUACGGGGGCAGUGAACGUGGCCAAAGGGACUGUCCAAACCGGGGUGGACACCUCCAAGACUGUGCUAACGGGUGCCAAGGACACCGUCUGCAGUGGGGUGACCGGUGCUGUGAAUGUGGCCAAAGGGACUGUCCAAGGGGGCCUGGACACGACAAAAUCUGUCCUGACUGGCACUAAAGACACUGUGUCCACAGGAGUUAUGGGGGCAGUGAACUUGGCCAAAGGAACCAUCCAGACUGGCAUGGACACCAGUAAGACCGUGCUGACUGGCACCAAGGACACCGUCUGUAGCGGGGUAAGUGGUGCCAUGAACUUGGCCAAAGGGGCCAUCCAGACCGGUGUAGACACGGCCAAGACCGUGCUGACCGGCACCAAGGACACAGUGACUACUGGCCUCAUGGGGGCGGUGAAUGUCGCCAAAGGGACUGUCCAGACUGGUGUGGACACCUCCAAGACUGUCCUAACUGGUACCAAGGACACCAUCUGCAGUGGGGUGACUGGUGCCGUGAACGUGGCCAAGGGGGCUGUCCAGACGGGUGUAGACACGGCCAAGACCGUGCUGACCGGCACCAAGGACACAGUGACUACUGGACUAAUGGGGGCGGUGAAUGUCGCCAAAGGGACAGUCCAGACCGGUGUAGACACCUCCAAGACUGUCCUAACCGGUACCAAAGACACUGUCUGCAGUGGGGUGACUGGGGCCGUGAAUGUGGCCAAAGGAACCAUCCAGACAGGCAUGGACACAUCCAAGACUGUCCUAACCGGUACCAAAGACACUGUUUGCAGUGGGGUGACUGGUGCCAUGAAUGUGGCCAAAGGGGCCGUCCAGGGAGGCCUGGACAUCACCAAGUCUGUGGUCAUGGGUACGAAAGACAGAGUGUCCACUGGGCUCACAGGGGCAGCAAACGUGGCCAAGGGGGCUGUCCAGACGGGUGUAGACACGGCCAAGACCGUGCUGACAGGCACCAAGGACACGGUGACUACUGGCCUCAUGGGGGCGGUGAAUGUCGCCAAAGGGGCUGUCCAGACCGACGUGGACACCUCCAAGACCGUCCUAACCAGUACCAAAAACACCGUCUGUAGUGGGGUGACCAGUGCCAUGAACUUGGCCAAAGGAACCAUUCAUACUGGCAUGGACACCACCAAGACCGUCCUAACUGGUACCAAAGACACUGUCUGCAGUGGGGUGACUGGUGCCGUGAACGUGGCCAAGGGGGCCGUCCAGGGGGGNGUAGACACGGCCAAGACCGUGCUGACCGGCACCAAGGACACAGUGACUACUGGCCUCAUGGGGGCGGUGAAUGUCGCCAAAGGGACUGUCCAGACCGGCUUGGACACCUCCAAGACCGUGCUGACCGGCACCAAAGAUGCUGUGUCCACUGGACUCACAGGGGCCGUGAAUGUGGCCAAAGGAACAAUCCAGACCGGCAUGGACACCACCAAGACUGUCCUAACCGGUACCAAGGACACCGUUUGCAGUGGGGUGACCGGUGUCACCAGUGUGGCCAAAGGGGCCAUCCAGGGGGGCCUGGACACAACAAAGUCUGUCCUCACUGGCACUAAAGACACUGUGUCCACUGGGCUCACAGGGGCAGUGAACUUGGCCAAAGGGACUGUCCAGACUGGUGUAGACACCUCCAAGACUGUGCUCACAGGUACCAAGGACACCAUCUGCACUGGGGUCACCGGUGCCAUGAGCAUGGCCAAAGGGGCCGUCCAGGGGGGCCUGGACACCACCAAGAUGGUGCUGACCGGAACCAAAGACGUAGUGUCUGCUGGGCUCAUGGGGUCAGGGAACAUGGUGACAGGGGCCGUCCACACUGGCCUCAAUACCUUCCAGAAUUGGCUACCUAGUACCCAGGCCACCUCCUGGGGUGGAUUCACCAGUUCCAGGACCACGGACAGUGGUGGGGAGCAGACUGCCCUGAGCCCCGGCAAGACCCAGUUCUCUGGUGUCUCCAGGCCCCCAGAUGUGCUCACAGUAGGCCCGGAGCCUGCCUGGGAAGCCACAGUCACUGCCAAGGGCCUUGUACCUGAUAUGGCCACGUUCACCCAAGGGGCCGCCCCAGGCAGGGAGGACACGAGGCCCUUGGCCACCACACCUGGCCCCGAAGAAGCCCUGCGCUUGGCAAUGCUGCGAGACGAGUUGGAGGGACUAGGUGACAUCUUUUACCCCAUGAAUGCGGAAGAGCAAGCUCAGCUGGCUGCCUCCCAGCCUGGGCCAAAGGUGCUGUCAGCCGAACAGGGGAGCUACUUCGUUCGUUUGGGUGACCUGGCUCCCAGCUUCCGCCAGCGGGCAUUUGAACACGCAGUGAGCCACCUGCAGCAUGGCCAGUUCCAAGCCAGGGACGCUCUGGCCCAGCUCCAUGACUGCUUCAAGCUGAUUCAAAAGGCCCAGCCGCCUCCGGAAGGGCAGCCGUGUCUGGACCAGGGCUCCGGUACCAGCGUGGAGGAUGCUGCUGUCCAAGAGGAGCGGGAUCCUGAGGCUCUGUCCAGGGUCUGUGGCCUCCUCCGGCAGCUGCACCGGGCUUACAGCGGCCUGGCCUCCAGCCUCCAGGGCCUGCCCGCCGAGCUCCAGCAGCCAGUGGGGCGGGCACGGCACAGCCUCUGCGAGCUCUACAGUGUGGUGGCCUCGGCGGGCUCUCUAAAGGAGGUGCACGCAGAGCGCCUGGGACAGAGCCUUGAGGACGUGCAGAAGGCGUGGCAGGGGCUGGAGCAGCUACUGGAGAGCGUGCAGCACAACCCCACGCUCAGCUGGCUGGUGGGGCCCUUCGCCUUGCCCCCAGGAGGGCAGCAGUUGUACGAACCUGCAGGCCCCAGCUCAGACCACCCGGCUCUGCCUAGGGAGGAGCUGCCUCAGAACCUUCUCCCCAGCCCCAAACCCUGA